AGACGCAGGGACCAGGAGGAGGAAAAAGUGGGACAAGAGGAGGGAAGCAUGUUGGACCAGUGACACGCGUCUUCUCCCCACACAGCAAAGACAAAAGGAGGCCAUCUUUGUUUGGGAUUAUAACGGAAUUGGACCACUUUUAUGUUUAGAAUCUCCCGCCACGCAGGCGCACGAGCUUCUUCUGGGACAAACUUUGGGAUUUACUUCUCUGGCUGUCUCUUUUGGGGACAUGAGUGUCAGCAGUGCAUGAGGUGCUCCAUGCAUCUUCCUCACAGGGACUGAAGAAGAGGAGGAGGCACCGUGAGGACUUUGAAUUGUAUUUAUUUUCUUAUUUAUGAUGUAUUUAUUGAAGAUGCUGCUGAGCCUCGCUGUGGCGUCCAUGUUGUUGUGUCAGGGUUUCUGCUCGGGGGUGUUCGAACUCAAGCUGCAGGAAUUUCUCAACAAGAAGGGCGUGCAGGGCAACAAGAACUGCUGCGGGAGGGGGGCGCCCGGCUCCUCUUUCCAGCAGUGCGAGUGUAAAACCUUCUUCCGGGUGUGCCUCAAGCACUACCAGCCCAACGCCUCCCCGGAACCCCCCUGCACUUACGGCGGCGCCGUGACGCCCGUGCUGGGGUCCAACUCCUUCCAGGUCCCGGACGUCAUCCCGGAGAGCUCCUUUAGCAACCCUAUCAGGAUCAACUUCGGCUUCACAUGGCCGGGGACCUUUUCGCUCAUCAUCGAAGCCCUGCACACGGACAACAAAGACGACCUGUCGACAGAGAACCCAGACCGGGUGAUCAGCACCAUGACCACGCAGAGGCACCUGACCGUAGGAGAGGAUUGGUCCCAGGACCUUCACACAGCGGGCAGGACCGAGCUCAAGUACUCGUAUCGGUUCGUGUGCGAUGAGCACUACUACGGGGACGGCUGCUCGGUCUUCUGCCGACCCAGAGACGACGCCUUCGGACAUUUCACCUGCGGGGAGCGGGGGGAGAUCGUGUGUGACGCUGGAUGGAAGGGACAGUACUGCACUGAGCCAAUCUGCCUGCCAGGCUGCGAUGACGAGCACGGAUUCUGCGAGAAACCCGGAGAGUGCAAGUGCCGAGUAGGAUUCAAGGGGCGCUACUGCGAUGAGUGCAUCCGCUACCCCGGCUGCCUCCACGGAACCUGCCAGCAGCCCUGGCAGUGCAACUGUCAGGAGGGUUGGGGGGGGCUCUUCUGCAACCAAGACCUCAACUACUGUACUCACCACAAGCCAUGCAUGAAUGGAGCCACUUGUAGCAACACGGGCCAGGGCAGCUACACCUGUUCCUGCAGGCCCGGCUUCACUGGUGCCAGCUGCGAGAUCCAAGUCAACGAAUGCGCAGGGAACCCGUGCCGAAACGGAGGGAGCUGCACCGACCUGGAGAACACAUACACCUGCACGUGUCCUCACGGUUUCUAUGGCAACAACUGCGAGCUGAGUGCCAUGACGUGCGCCGACGGCCCAUGUUCAAAUGGCGGCCGUUGCAGCGACAACCCCGACGGUGGUUACUUCUGUCAGUGCCCCACCGGCUACGCUGGCUUCAAUUGUGAGAAGAAGAUUGACCACUGCACCUCGAGCCCCUGUUCCAACGGUGCUCGCUGUGUGGACCUGGUCAACUCGUACCUGUGCCAGUGUCCUGACGGAUUCACGGGCAUGAAUUGCGACCACACCGGUGACGAGUGCUCCUUGUACCCCUGCCAGAACGGCGGCACCUGCCAGGAAGGAGUCAACGGCUACACCUGUACUUGUCCGCCUGGAUACACAGGCCGCAACUGCAGUUCACCCAUCAGCCGCUGCGAGCACAACCCCUGCCACAAUGGCGCCACCUGCCACGAGAGGAACAAUCGCUACGUCUGCGCUUGUGUUCCGGGCUACGGCGGACGAAACUGCCAGUUCCUGCUUCCGGAGCACGCCGCCAUCCGUGGCUCAGAAGUACCUUGGAUGGCCGUGGGGUCCGGCGUGGCGCUGGUGCUGCUGCUGCUGGCGGGAUGCGCCGUGUUGGUCGGGUUCUUCCGAUCCAAAUCGCAGCGCGGUGGUCCGGUAGAAGUUGUCAGCGACGGGGAGACGAUCAACAACCUGACCAACAACUGUCAGCGCAGCGACAGGGACCUGGCGGUCAGCGUGGUGCCGACACCGGGGGUCAAAAACAUCAACAAGAAGAUGGACUUGUGCAGUAGUGACCCAGAUGAGGGAACGUCCCCGGACAGGAGGAGCUACAAGAGUCGGCAACCGCCAGCGGACUGCAACCUGGUACACGAGGUCAACUACGAGCAGGCCGCCAAGGAAGCCAUGUUGGAGGCGGCCUGCGAGGACAAGUGUCGCGCCUUGGAGUUUGAGGAAAAACACAGCAAGCUUUUAAAAUGCGAUGCAUCGGAAAAGAAUAGCCCAGAAAUGUCUGCAUGUGCGGACAACAAGUACAAAUCUGUGUUUGUCAUGUCGGAGGAGAAGGACGAAUGUAUAAUUGCAACUGAGGUGUAAACGGGCCGGCGACGGGCUCUGCUCAUUUGCUCUUUGGGAGAGUUUUUAUACUCCUGGAUGAGAUGCUGCUCUAACGUCGGGGGGAGGUGUCCCGCCUGGAGACUGCUGCUGAUACUGAGACCUUUAACUGAUAUUCAGACUGAGCUGGUUCUCGACUGGAAACUUAGCGCGGGCGUUGGCGGCCUGUGGGAUAGGAACUGGCGGGGUAAUAAGGAAAAUGUAAAGUUUACGGUUAAACGUAAACUGACACUUAGCUUUCUGUUCUGCCUCUUGUCGGGAAUUGGGGGUAAAAAAAAAUUGUAAAUUUAAAUAUUAAGGGACGCUGAAAGAUAAACGCGCAAUGCGAAGUUACGAUGUUUGUUUUUUUGCAACAUUUGCACCCAGGCCUUUUUCUCGAUCGCAGGCGCCGUGGCAGAGCGCAGGAACCGCAUCAAACAGCGGAUGUUUGGCCAUACUGGCCUAUUCUUCAACGUACGUAAAUGUGCUCGCUCUAUGAACUGAAGUCCUCCAAACCGGCCCGACAUAGUAUUGUUUUUUUAUGCGUUCCCUUGUCUUCAUUACUUUUGACGCUUUUUCAUACAGAUUUUGUAAAAUAAAAAAAAGAAAAACAAGAAAAAGUUAUGAUUUAAAAUUAUGGUUUAAUUUAAGUUAAUUUAAGGAUUUUGUGUUAUUCUUAUUUUGUCUUGUAUAUUUGUGACGUUAUUUAAGUUGCUUUCUUUAUGGAUGAUAUUUGCAAAGGCACUUCAGGUCAGUGGGAUGUUUGUUUGGUGAAAGAAAAAAGUUAUUUAAGAGGGAUUGUACUGUACAUUGCAUUGUUCUAUGACCGUCUCCUGUACUCUUUGUCAAUGAAGGAGUUAGCCAAGACUAUUUUUCCAAAUAAAAGAUGCUAAAU
Molecule: messenger RNA, 3374 nt
Organism: Dunckerocampus dactyliophorus (ringed pipefish)
Lineage: Eukaryota; Metazoa; Chordata; Actinopteri; Syngnathiformes; Syngnathidae
Gene: dla
Product: deltaA
Exons: 11
Coding region: 335-2482 (715 amino acids)
Biological process (GO): multicellular organism development; cell communication; Notch signaling pathway
Cellular component (GO): membrane
Molecular function (GO): calcium ion binding
Source: RefSeq, a predicted model, not a curated record